UUCACGUUUAUGGUUUGACGGGAGUAGUUGUAGUUCUCACACCGGAGAGUGAAACUGUCCUGGAAAAAAGCUACCGGGAUUGCUUUUUAGGCUUUCGUAGCGGGAGUUUGGGAGUGAACUGCCUUAAGUGGUUGGAGAGCGAAUCUUUUUUCUCUUGGAUAGUGGUCUAAAGUUGUCACCAUGCCGGUUUUUCACACGAAGACGAUAGAAAGUAUUCUGGAGCCGGUGGCUCAGCAGAUAUCCCAUCUGGUGAUAAUGCACGAAGAAGGUGAAGUUGACGGGAAAGCUAUCCCAGAUCUGUCGGCGCCGGUUGCUGCCGUGCAGGCGGCUGUUAGCAACCUUGUGCGGGUGGGGAAGGAGACUGUACAAACCACAGAGGACCAGAUUAUGAAAAGGGACAUGCCACCAGCUUUUAUCAAAGUGGAGAAUGCAUGCACUAAACUGGUGCAGGCUGCCUCCAUGCUGAAAGCCGAUCCAUACUCUGUUCCUGCUCGGGAUUACCUCAUCGAUGGCUCCCGGGGCAUCCUCUCUGGGACCUCUGACCUGCUCCUGACCUUUGAUGAGGCUGAGGUCCGCAAAAUAAUCCGCGUAUGCAAAGGCAUCCUUGAGUACCUGACAGUGGCAGAGGUGGUGGAGUCCAUGGAGGACUUGAUCACAUACACAAAGAACCUUGGACCAGGAAUGACAAAGAUGGCAAAGAUGAUUGAUGAGCGACAGCAGGAGCUGACCCACCAGGAGCACCGCGUGAUGCUGGUCAACUCCAUGAACACAGUCAAAGAGCUGCUGCCCAUCCUCAUUUCAGGUAUCAAAAUAUUUGUGACAACCAAGACGUCUGGCAGCCAGGGUGUGGAGGAGGCCUUGAAGAACCGAAACUUCACUGUUGAGAAGAUGAGCGCCGAGAUAAACGAGAUCAUCAGAGUGCUGCAGCUGACGUCCUGGGAUGAGGACGCCUGGGCCAACAAGAAGGACACAGAGGCCAUGAAGAGGGCUCUGGGGCUCAUCGACUCAAAGAUGGCUCAGGCUAAGAACUGGCUGAGGGAUCCAAAUGCUCAACCAGGGGACGCGGGCGAGCAGGCCAUUCGACAGAUCCUUGAUGAAGCCGGGAAAGUUGGUGAACUGUGUGCCGGGAAGGAGCGGCGGGAUAUCCUGGGCACGGCCAGGACCCUGGGCCAGAUGACUGACCAGGUGUCUGAGAUGAGGGCCAGAGGUCAGGGGGCGUCCCCGGCCGCCAUGCAGAAGGCGCAGCAGGUUUCCCAAGGGCUUGACGUGCUAACUGGCAAAGUGGAAAAUGCUGCUCGCAAAUUGGAGGCCAUGACUAACUCCAAGCAGGCAAUCGCCAAAAGGAUUGAUGCUGCACAGAACUGGCUGGCAGAUCCUAAUGGCGGCCCAGAGGGAGAGGAGAACAUCAAGGCCCUGCUCACUGAGGCCAAAAAGAUCGCAGACAUGUGUGAGGAUCCCAAAGAAAGAGAUGACAUUUUGCGCUCUAUUGGAGAGAUCGCCGCCAUGACUGCCAAGCUCUCUGAUCUCAGAAGACAGGGUAAAGGUGACACUCCUGAGGCCAGAAUUUUGGCUAAACAGAUCGCAACAGCUCUGCAGAACCUGCAAUCCAAGACCAACAAAGCUGUGGCCAACAGCAGACCUGCAAAGGCAGCUGUUCACUUAGAAGGAAAGAUUGAGCAGGCCCAGCGCUGGAUUGACAAUCCCACCGUGGAUGACAGUGGCGUCGGCCAGGCAGCAAUCCGCGGGCUGGUGGCAGAGGGCCGCAGGCUGGCCAACGCUCUGCCAGGCCCAUACAGGCAGGAGCUGCUGGGUAAAUGCGAACAGGUGGAGCAGCUCAUGGCCCAGCUGGCUGACCUGGCCGCCCGUGGCGAAGGGGACUCCCCCCAGGCACGUGCUGUGGCUCAGCAGCUCCAGGAGGCCUUGAAAGACUUGAAAGGGAAGAUGCAAGAGGCGAUGACUCAGGAGGUGUCUGACAUCUUCAGUGACACAACCACCCCCAUCAAGUUAUUGGGAGUGGCUGCCACCGCCCCUCUGGACGCCCCCAACAGAGAUGAGGUCUUUGACGAAAGGGCUGCCAACUUUGAGAACCACGCCAAUAAACUUGGCACCACAGCAGAGAAGGCUGCUGCUGUCGGUACUGCCAACAAGAGCACAGUGGAGGGAAUCCAGGCUGCCGUCAAGUCGACAAGAGAUUUAACGCCACAAGUGGUAUCUGCUGCUCGUAUUCUGCUGAGAAACCCUGGCAACCAAGCAGCAUAUGAACAUUUUGAAACCAUGAAGAAUCAGUGGAUUGAUAAUGUGGAAAAAAUGACAGGUUUGGUGGACGAGGCCAUCGACACCAAAUCUCUGCUCGAUGCCUCAGAGGAGGCCAUCAAGAAGGACCUGGAGAAGUGCCGUUUGGCCAUGGCCAACCACCAGCCUCAGAUGCUGGUCGCUGGGGCUACCAGCAUCGCCCGCAGAGCCAACCGUAUCCUCCUGGUGGCGAAGCGAGAGGUGGAGAACUCUGAGGAUCCUAAAUUCAGGGAGGUGGUGAAGGCUGCAUCUGAUGAACUGAGCCAGACAAUUUCUCCCAUGGUGAUGGACGCUAAGGCAGUGGCUGGAAAUAUCCAGGAUCCAAGUCUUCAGAAGGGCUUUCUGGACUCAGGUUAUAAGAUUCUUGGUGCUGUAGCUAAGGUCAGGGAGGCCUUCCAGCCACAAGAGCCAGACUUCCCACCACCUCCUCCUGAACUGGAUCAGCUUAAUCUUAACGAUGAGGCAGCACCACCCAAGCCUCCUCUUCCAGAGGGUGAGGUUCCUCCCCCCAGGCCUCCCCCUCCAGAGGAGAAAGAUGAGGAGUUCCCUGAGCAGAAGGCCGGUGAUAUGGUGAACGAGCCCAUGAUGGUAGCUGCCAGGCAGCUCCACGAUGAGGCCCGCAAAUGGUCCAGCAAAGGAAAUGACAUCAUUGGCGCUGCCAAACGAAUGGCCUUGCUCAUGGCCGAGAUGUCACGUCUGGUGCGUGGAGGCAGCGGAAACAAGCGCGCCCUCAUCCAGUGCGCCAAGGACAUCGCUAAGGCUUCCGAUGAAGUCACACGGCUGGCUAAGGAGGUGGCCAAGCAGUGUACUGACAAGCGUAUCCGGACCAACCUGCUCCAGGUGUGUGAACGCAUUCCCACCAUCAGCACUCAGCUCAAAAUCCUGUCCACAGUCAAGGCCACCAUGUUGGGUCGUACCAACAUCAGCGAAGAGGAGUCAGAGCAGGCUACUGAGAUGUUGGUCCACAAUGCUCAGAACCUGAUGCAGUCUGUGAAGGAGACAGUCAGGGAGGCCGAGGCAGCUUCCAUUAAGAUCCGGACAGAUGCAGGUUUCACCCUCCACUGGGUCAGGAAGACCCCCUGGUACCAGUAAGAGAAGAGCCACUGUUCCUCUGCCUCAUGCUGGUUCUGUCCAGCUGUCCAGGAGGACACUGAAUGGACAGAUUUAUACUUUUUCGGAGCUAUGAUAUCAGUGCCCUUCACCCUAAUAUGGGCAAAGUUUCUCUGUUAGUCCCAUGUCCUGUCUGUAACAGUUGCUGUUCUAGUAGAAUGUAAACAAUGGGACUAUCAGUACGAGUUAUGGGUUAGAUUCUUACUGGGAACGUAUUUUUUUCUAAAGUGUGUAAAAAAUGUGUUUUAAAGCUUAUUUUGACAAAUCCCAGGAAUAUAUAUAUUUUUGAUUAGAGGUUGGAUUUCAUAUAAUGUAAGGUUGAUUGUUUUUGGUCUCUUCUAGACACAAACCACAGUAAGUUAAAUUUAAAUGAGAUUUUCUCAAGAGACAUUUUUUAUAUCUUUGUACUGAUAAUUUUAUUAUCAUUAUCAUUCAUUCACCUUUGCUAGAAAAAGCACAUUAUCUUUAGCAGUUGUUACAAGUACAGUAUAGGCCUAUGCCUAGCACACACUAAAUAUAUUAAGUGGUAUUAUGUCUGUUUACACUAUUCUUUAUUAUCACAAGUGAAAGAGAAACACUGUUCCUUAUUUUACAUUUUAUAAUGCAAUUGUAAUAAUGUUUUUUUUCUUCAAAGUUCUGCCAAAGACAGUCUGCCAUGAUCUUUGAAAGGGCUAGUUAUUUAGAUGGGCUAAUUCAAGAAACUAAAAUUUCUAAAGCAAGUAAAGAUGGACACUGCUUGUAAGCUUGUAUUCAAUACAUUCUACAUAUGUUUUGUUUCACAUGUUGCAUUGAGAUUACAUGUAAUAAACAGGCUUGUGCAGGCGCUUAGUUCGCUUAUGCUUCGGGCCGGCUCUACCAACAGGAAUAGAUGUCACUUUAUCUUCAUAUCACAAAAUGCAUUCAUAAUUUCACAGGGCACAAAACUUGGUAAGAUGGUGUGUUGUUGUUAUAGGAAGAAACUUCAAUAUAGUGUGAAAAAGAGAGGAUGGAGAGAUUGUAGCCUACAGGGAGCCUGGAGCCUGCCCCAGGGCGACAGAGUGGGUACACCUGGACAGGUUACCAGUGUAUCUCUGUGCUGCCACACACACACACACACACACACACACACGCAGACAGCCUCACAUCCACAGGCAGCUUUUAGAGGGGGUUAUAUCCAGAUUAAAAACACGUGUGGAGAUGGAACAACUCGAGCACUGUUCGGUCUGUGGUCCGUCCGGAGAUGGAGGGGGCUGAUGGUGAUGGUGGUUGCGUGGUGCUGAAUAUUUUAGGUUUUUCAGUCUGCUACAUAAAUUAAACAGGCGUAACAAGGCUAGACUUUCUCUUCAGGCGAUGAUGGACAUUUUCUCGUUUUAACACCAUAUGGAAGUUUCUCAACAAAGCAGCUCAUCAUGGUUUAACGAGAAAAAUUUGUGUUAAUGAAAUACGUUAUUUUUGUGACAUAAUGAGAGAGUUUUGUGAUAUAAGAAAAAAAUAGAACAAAGUGAUGUGUUAUAACAGGAAACAUUUCUUGUAAAAAUGGAAUAAAUUGUUAAUAACAGGAAAAUAUCUUUAUUGUUAUAACGUGAAAAGGAUCUUAAAUGAGAGAAGUUUCUCGUUAUAACGACAAAAUAUUUAACAAAACUUUUUUUGAUAUUUUUUGCUCAUGGUUGCAACAAUACACUGCUGCCAUAUGCUUCUUCCUUCUCAGUCAACAAACAGAUCUCAACAAAAUAUUUGAGUUUUUGUUAUUUUUAACUUCUGAAACAAAUUGAUUCAAUAAAGGAUGUACAACUACAUUCA
Messenger RNA from Seriola dumerili (greater amberjack), 5181 nucleotides. Its product is annotated as vinculin. The record is from RefSeq and is a predicted model, not a curated record. NCBI's taxonomy places the organism in Eukaryota, Metazoa, Chordata, Actinopteri, Carangiformes, Carangidae. Bases 181 to 3384 code for a protein of 1067 amino acids. The transcript is spliced from 21 exons. Gene Ontology annotation, biological process: cell adhesion. Gene Ontology annotation, molecular function: actin filament binding; structural molecule activity. Gene Ontology annotation, cellular component: actin cytoskeleton.